Molecule: messenger RNA, 570 nt
Organism: Phycomyces blakesleeanus NRRL 1555(-)
Lineage: Eukaryota; Fungi; Mucoromycota; Mucoromycetes; Mucorales; Phycomycetaceae
Exons: 2
Coding region: 1-570 (189 amino acids)
Source: RefSeq, a predicted model, not a curated record
AUGACCUUUACUUAUGGCUACGAAAUAGCAUCUCCUAAUGGCCAGCUCGGUCAUGUCAUUCCUCCUCCUCUCCUGGGAAAAAAAAUAAGCGUCUCAAGUGCAGCAAAUACAAAUCGCUGGAUCUUCUAUGGCACUCGUAAAGAAAUCGUAGACUGGAUUCGGCAGCACCCUGACAUAGUACUUGAGAAUGCGGUGUUUGCCGGGGGUAGACCUACGACUUACCACACACACACUGAAAUUGUGAUCGAUCUGCUCCAGAUGCCCGAUGCAGAACAGUCUUAUUACGAUUACUUUAAAUCGUUUGUGGUCAGCGACUACGCUACUGAGCGAGUCAAGGUCGAGAUCCGUCCUAGGGUUGAGAGCAAAGAUCAAUCAAUCAUCACCCUCUGCAGAGUAAUAGUCGCAAGUGGAACCCGUCUGGGCGACGUUGUGGAUGAACUCGAGCGGGAGUGGGCCCAUCCUGCGGCAAGCUAUUAUCAGCAGGCCGUCGACACAUUUAACGAUAAUCCCGGUCCAGUACACAUCAUCAGUACAGAUGCCCCAAUGGCUGUACAUGUAGAUCACUCAUAA